This is a messenger RNA of Rhagoletis pomonella (apple maggot), 714 nucleotides long. Its product is annotated as secreted RxLR effector protein 161-like. NCBI's taxonomy places the organism in Eukaryota, Metazoa, Arthropoda, Insecta, Diptera, Tephritidae. The record is from RefSeq and is a predicted model, not a curated record. The transcript has a single exon. Bases 1 to 714 code for a protein of 237 amino acids.
AUGAGUCAUCGCAAGGCAGCACGAACUCCAAUCGAAAGCGAUUGUAAACUAACAAAACCCGAGAAUGCUGACGAGCAAGCUAUGGCGAAGUAUCCGUUCCAAAAUUUGAUAUGGGCGCUGAUGUACCUUUCGGUAACUACACGACCUGACAUAGCAUUCGCAGUUAACUUCAUGAGUCAAUUUAACUCAAAUUACGAUGAGGAACACUGGAAAGCAGGGAAACGCAUACUGCGAUACCUUAGCGGAUUCAAAGGCUACGGAUUAUUGUUCACGAAGAGCAGCAGAGAGAUUUACGGUGUAGUUGACGCAGACUGGGGACCAAACCUCACUGACAGAAGAUCUUAUAGCGGUUAUGCGUUCAUAUUAGCCGGUGCAGCAAUCAGCUGGGAAGCGCGUAAGCAGCGUAUAGUUGCGCUCUCUAGCACAGAGACCCAAUACAUGGCCUUAUCCAAAGACUUGGGUAUGGCGAACAAAAGAGUUUUACUCUUCAACGAUAGCCAGAGCGCAAACAAAUUAAUACAGUGCAUGGGUUAUCGUUCGCGCACAAAACAUAUUGAUGUGCGCCAUCAUUUUGUAAAAGAGUGUCACCGAAGCGGUAAGAUUGAGCUGAACUACAUGCCAAGUGAAGAUAUGCCGGCAGAUGUCUUGACUAAAGGUUUGAGCGUCCAAAAGCAUAAUAAAUGCAUCGCAGCAUUUAGCGUUUUACUUAUGUAA